This is a messenger RNA of Pseudozyma hubeiensis SY62, 369 nucleotides long. RefSeq lists its product as hypothetical. NCBI's taxonomy places the organism in Eukaryota, Fungi, Basidiomycota, Ustilaginomycetes, Ustilaginales, Ustilaginaceae. The coding region runs from base 1 to 369 and encodes 122 amino acids. Gene Ontology annotation, molecular function: peptidyl-prolyl cis-trans isomerase activity. The record is from RefSeq and is a predicted model, not a curated record. The transcript has a single exon.
AUGGUUCAAAUCGAAAAGAUCUCCCCCGGUGAUGGCAAGACCUUCCCCAAGCCCGGUGACACCGUCACCAUGCACUACACGGGAACCCUCGCCAAGGAUGGUUCGGAAUUCGAUUCUUCGCGCAAGCCUGGUCGUGGUGCCUUUGAGACCCAGAUCGGCGUAGGCCGCGUCAUCCAGGGUUGGGACCAGGGUGUCCCCCAGCUCAGCUUGGGUGAGAGAGCCAAGCUCAUCAUCCCCAGCGCAGAGGGCUACGGAAGCAGAGGCGCCGGAGGUGUCAUCCCUCCCAACGCCGAUCUGAUCUUCGACGUCGAACUGCUCAAGAUCAACGGAAAGAGUGGUAAGUUCGAUGGAAGUCGGCAGUGGUUGUAG